GUAGACUUACCAAAGUCGGCAGCAGCGACGACUUUAGUGGCGAGCUGCGAACGGAUGAAAAGCAUGAUGGUCAACUCGCAGCAGGCCCAAGUCGUACCACCGAUGCUGCUGGACCGUCUCCGGUCCGGCCGUUCGUUAGAGCCCAUUUUGUUGGCCGUUAGCAUUGCAGUUAAUCGUCAAACGUUGCUGGUAGUUGAUCCUAACAAUUGCUGGAACAUGAUUUGCUUACCACAGAGGCUGUUCAUAAUUAUAGCAUUGAUAUAAGUAGUAUAAACGACUGAUAAUAUAUAAACCAGGCAAACUUGCAAACAAAUAAGCGCUUAGAAAGUUAACGACAUAAGACAGACGAUGAUACAAGCUGAUUCAAUGGCUUGGAUUGCUAGUGGCUAUUGCAAAGAGAGAACGGCCCGCCGACGCAUUCCGACGGUGACGAUUAGCCUGGUUAAGAGUUCUUACUUAAUGCUGUUAUACGCUAUAAACAGGAAAAUGAUCAGAGCUAGAGAAGCUAUUUUCCGGAAAAGUUUGAGAUCUGCAAUUCACUACUUCGUUUUCACUAUUGAAUGCUGUGACGUAAAUAGCGUGGAAAUGGAAAACUGCUGUAAGGAAAUUAUUGGUCGCUCAAUAGAUAUAUAGCAAAUGUGUAGGGAAGCAGUGCAUGCAGUGAGUCACAAUGCUUGCUGUAUGGGCGAUAAUAGGAAGUAAAGGGUCAGAGAGAAGGUACUUGAAUAUUUUAGCUAGAACCGAAGCAAGAUAUUACAGAUCGAGUUUAUCCGGUGUUGCACCCUCUUGAGAUGCGACAUCGAGUCGAUUGUAUCGACAGAUGAUGGGGACAUAACGUUGUCUGGUAAACUUAAUUGAUGUCAUAUGUCAAGAGUUUGAAGAGUACAUGACCCAUUUUGUCGAUUGACAUGAUUGGCGACAAUCCAGAAGAAUUUCACCAAAAAUAUUUCAGUAUUACAUCAUUAUCAUCAGUGUAUAGUCGAUUCGAUUUAUUCUGUCUUAAUUUUAAUUUUCAUUCUUUCUGUCUCGUAUUCCUACUUUUGCCCUGCACCAUUCUGUACAAUGGAAACGAAUCUCGUUAACUGCAUAGUUGCGACUCCUGUGUUUUUAUUCGGGGCACUUGCCUACGACACAUGACGACGAUGAGUAGGGGUCGACUAGCAUAAGCCAUUGUUACACAAAACCUCUAAUAUUUGUUUCUGAGUCUUAACGUCCACAUGCAAGUCUGUAGCUCACGUUUUCGUUACGCUUUGCUUACACUUCUAGAGCCGGCAUAGACUAUUACAUGUGAUUCCGUCCUUUUCAUCAUCUCGCUAUCGAAUCCGGGUGGCGUAACAAGUACUCGCCGCCGCACUGCGAUUCAUUUUCCUCCCUUGACGCUGGUCGUAGCGUCAGCCAGGUUAUGUCGCACGAGCUGCUUUAACAGUAGCACCGGCAGUAACAGUUCACUCUCUAAACCAUCAGCCAUUCAUUUCAGUAUAGAUGAAAGGGUGCACACAUGGACGUACCUCAUCUUUUAUUCUUACAGACAUUUAUUCUGUUUGCUAGUAAAAACCCUAUUAAAUCGCCUGUGUUAUUACCUGUCUGAGCGAGUAACACAACCGGAAAACAUUUGGCUAACUCUUACAAGGGACAACCUACGCGGGUCGAAAAGAGCGACGGGCGCUAAGCUAUCUCAGCGUUGUCAAACAAAUGUAGCUCCGCCUCAAUAUUUCAUUUUGAUAAACGUUCCUUCCUAUGGCGUGCGUCUGUUUAUAGGCGAAUCUCCCGUAACUGUGGUUGCGUGUAUUUGAGGAUGCAACGACAUAUGUUCCUCUAAUACACGACAUUCACUUCGAGGGAAGACUUCCUCCGCUCCAAUUUGUUUUCCCACAUUGUAGCUUGGCGUUAUUAUUGCUAUUUUUAUCAUUAUAGUUAUUCUUGUUCUUUUUAUUAUUGUUAAUACGUUAAAUAGUUCCUCACUGAUGCGUCGUUGCACAAAGGCUCAUAGAAUGCUCGUAGCAGUGCAGUCGCAAAACGGCAGUAACCCGCCAGACAGCACACGUAAGGCAGAAUGCAUUAUGGCCAUCGUCAGCAGGGCUCGUCGGUACUUUCUCAAAAGCGGACUCCGCUUCUAUUGCUGUUGUCGAUGGUGUUGCACGCGUCGUCGCCGUCGCCAUUGCCAUCGCGAUUGGGGCGGUCAGCGUCAAGCGCAUGGUUCUGUGCCACAACGAGGGAUGCUCGCUGUACGGCAACUAAGGGUAUCUCAGUUUCCGCUGACUGCGACGAUACGGUCGCUGUUGAUGCUGCUUGGACUGGAACCGAGUGGUUCUCUCGUUCUUUAUUUUUUCUUCCUCUAUUUGACUCUGUGCUCGUUUCUUGUUCGCCUUGAUAUCCGACUGCCUGUACGACCGACCGCACGCCCGUCACUCCGUCCAUCCGCCUGUCCGGCGUAGACUCGCCAAGGAAUGCUGACUCAAGGAGACUUCUCCGAUUAAAUGGUAGUAGUAGUUCUUGAUAGAGAGCGCAUGGCCUCUAUGGUGUUUCUAGCGUAUGGUUCAUUUGAUCUCGAUGGUACCGCCGUCUACCGCCCACGAUUGCCAACAGACAACAGCUGCUAAGUCUACUACUGCUAUUGUUGUUCCACUUUCGUGGCCGGCGUUACAGCCGCCAUCGUUAUCCUUUUUGCUAGAGUUACGUGUAUUAAGCAACACAGCGCUGUAUCCAAAAGGGUUUUUCUUUCUCUCUCUGCACCGUUUUUCAUCUGUAAAUAUUCCCCUUCAGUGAAUUAGAUCAAGACCGCUAAUGCCAAAGGACUUCGUUGUUGAGCUGAGGCCAUACUUUCGGUCGCAACUUCGCUCAGUAACUGUAGCUAUAUUGAGUUUCACAUUUCGACUUCCAGGUUUUUACUUAGUUAUGUGUGCCGUGGGGUCGAGUCUGUGGCAUGACGUCUUUAGCGGCCGUUCGGUAUGCCCAUUUUAUAUUUUGAUGAUGCAACUGGAAACCACCGCUGCUACCAACACUGUCUAGUACUACUGAUUGAUCCAGGCAAAACUGGAUAACUGCUGCGUAAAGUCGCACCGUUGUUGUCUAUGGUCCAGCUCGCUGAAUUAUGCACAAAUAGUAUCGAUGCCGCUUCAUCUAGUUUAUCUCGUUUUUUUUUUUUUUUUUUAUCUUUUUGUCCCUCUCUGUUGACUUGCUUGUUUAACUGUCCGCGCUCAAAUAUUUGACCUAACUGGUCCUAACCAUAAAUGACGAACGCUUUCGUGUCCACAAAUGUGUAUUAUUAGUAGUAUGAAUAUAUCGUAAUAAUCUUUUUCGCUCCCUAGUAAAUACAAUACGCCAACUCUCUGCUAGACACCGCUUUUGGCCUUAUGGAAGAUGGAAAGCGGAAGGCAAAGAAACGGUUAUGCUGCCACGUAACCACGCGCAGACACGGCUUGCUCUAAGAAUUGGUCCAUCGUAAUUGGUUGGACACGAAGACCAGAUUCAGGAUGAGUGUCCGUACGACCCCUUCAACGGCCGCUGCGUACCCCAGCUCAACGGCGGUUAUUACCGUGCCAUCGUUUUCUGCGUCGUAUUCGUCAGGUGCGUCGGGCGCAUCCGAUCCUGAGCUGGACGGUCGUUUGUCGGCCUCACAAGAGAACCUCGCGGCUGCUGAUGGCGUUGUUGGAAAUGGAACCAACGCCAAUGGAGGUAGUGGCGUCAAUAGUCCAAAUAGCCAGAAUAACAGACUUGCACCACAAGGUAUUCCACCUCACGGUGAACGUCAGGAACCGCAGGGUGAAGAGACUCUGAUUGCAGAUGAGCUCAAUAACACUCUUGUCAUAAGGAAUAACGCGUCCAUUGAUGGCUAUUCAUCGCCAUUCUACGGUAAAGCUCCCCCGUACCCUGGUCUUAUGGGAGCACAAAGCACACCAAUGAUUAAUAAUCACAAAGCCAGUACCCAAGGAGUUGGAAGUCAAGCCGCUAGAGAAGUUCAGGAAAUCACGGAAAUACCGAAGCAUUACCUCGACAACAGUCCUAUGCUUAAACAUCUAGCGAAAGAGAUCCAAAUUCAACCGACGUCUUCAAACGGUUCUCCAGCCGCAGCUGACUUACCAAGUCCUUCAGGCGUAUCAAUGACCCCACAGGCCAUGCCAGUCGGGAUCACUAACUUGCAGACUUUGCAAGGGAUCCAGCCAAUUCAGGCCAACCACCAGUUGUCCGUUUUGCAAAUGUCCGUCGUCAAUGGUAGUCUUCCAAUGGCCCCUGCUGGUCAGGGUACGCUCGUGAACAUGUCACAGCUCGGAGAUAUCACUGUCCCCCAGGACGAUAACGGCAACAAAAUUAUAUCGCUUCUUUCCCAGGAGAAUCAGGCCCUCAAAGCCGAGCUUGAUCUCUGCCAUACGAAGAUCUCGCGCUUGGAAAGAAUGGAGAUCGAACUGCAGCACCUCCACGAAGCCCAAGAAGAAAUCGUAGUGGCUAAUGAAAAGCGCGAACGUCUUGAAACGGCAUUACGCACGCGAAUGGAACAGGAGAUUCAGCGGUUACGUCGAGGUCUAGCUGCUAGUCCGGCCCAUGCUGAUGCCAACUUUGUCGAAAUGCAGCAAGAGCUAUCCCGCAGAGAUCUACUUAUUGCACAGCUGCUUGGACAAAAUAAAGAACUAUUGUGCGAAAAGGAACGUAAGGACGUGGAGAUUGCCGCCCAAACAGCGACACUAGCAGAGCAACGGAAGCAUAUCGAGAUUCUAGACCACGCAUUGACGAACGCGCAAGCCAACAUCGUCCGGCUUGAAGAGGAGGCCCGCAAGAAGGAGUUCUAUGUAGAGCGGGUCCACGAACUUCAGCGAGCUCUUCAACAGAUGCAGGCAGCCAGCGAAAGACGACUCGAAAUGGAAAAACGCAUGCGAACUGAGCUUGAGAAAGAUGUUCAGAGCCUUGGAAGAAAUUUAGCAAACUCAGGAGGUGACGUUGAAGACCUUCGCAAGACAAUUAGGGAUUAUGAAGAAAAGGUCGUCUCUUUGGAAGGAGAGGUGGCGCGUUGGGAACAGAAAUACUUGGAGGAAAGCGCACUUCGUCAGAUGGCCGUGGACGCUGCAUCAGUACCCAAGGACGCUCGCAUUGCAGCUCUUGAGCGAAAUUCGGUCGAGACGGAACGACUCAUUUCACAAGUGCGAAGUGAGAAACUUCGCCAAAUGGAUGAACUACAUGCGGCACACCGUAGGGGCGCCGAGCUCGAGAGCCGUCUGAAGGACAUGGAGAGCAAACUGGCUGAGCGUGACGCCAUGAUUCGGGUGCUCCAACAACGAAGCUCGAUUCAUGCGCGAGCCGCUAGUUCUGUAGCGCUUACUCACCACCACAGAAGGACGGGUAGCAAGGAUGAGACGAUACCUGAUCGUGCGGCCAUGGAUGAAUCUCUUAAGGAGUUUGGAUCUCGUUUGGCAAAUAAGGCAAGUCUUCUGGGCAAUAUGCAGUGCGGUUCGGCAGUCGCAGGAAGUUCAUCGACACAAUCGUCGCUUCAGCUUGCUUCAUCCAACUCAAAAUCGACCUCGAAUCUCAUCUCGCCGAUUGAAGUGCCCGCCAGCAAGCUAAGCAUCUCUGCAGCUUCACUCGAACAGAAUGGCAUUGAUGGAAAUCAGGGUGACGGAGACGGUGGUACAGUGAAGGUGUGGUGCGUCUGAGUCAAGAAGCACUUAAUCAAGUGCCACCGAAUAAGAAAACGUGGUUCGAAUUCGUACGACUUUCAGCCAUCAGGUAGCCGCCACGUUUCUUAAAUACUUAUUAUUCUAGCAACGAGCAUUAAGAUAUCAUGGCUGUACGGGUAUUGAACCGCUCUGGGGUAUCACUGCGCAUUAAGGAAGCAUUCAAGGCCUCAUUGCUUCAAGGGAUCGUAAAUCAGAACUGAGGAGGUGCAACAUUUGGGUUAUAUAUAGGUCAGAGUUUUUAAGAUUCCGCGAACGUGGCCAAAGUAGUAGAAUUGUAUGUGCCAUACGUAAGCUGCUAAGCAGGACUACGGUCUUCGGGUGUCAACAACAUACCGUCUAUGGCGUUCGAGUUGUCAGAUUUCAUAGUUUUACUUAGCCGGGAAAAGGUACUGUAAAAAAACCUUCAGGGUUUGUUGUCAGUCGCUGUGCGAUAGGGCUUUGCCGUGAAUAACGAUGUCGAUUGGAAUUUCAUAUCUGAUAUUUAGUGGUGGUCGCUCCGUCUAAUUCUUCCCAUGAUAACAGAAUGAAGAUGCCUUAGUGAGAUUAUCAAUAGCUAGUUGAAUUACGGCCUGUUUCUGCGCAUGGGUAUUUCGGUGUCAUAAAAAUAUCACGUUUACAUACCCAUUCACUGCACUGAAGUGCCAAACACCUUUUAUGUAAUGAUCAAUUGCUGUAACUUCCUAAUCAGUCGCGUGUAUUUCCCUAACCAACUAUCGGGAAGAUGUGACGCCGACAAUUUUCACUGUUGAUGCAAUUGAUCUGCUAACUGACAGUAAAACUUAGCCACAAAGAUCAACACAACAGUAGAUCCCGCGACUUGAAGGGUCAUUUUCUACACCAGGAUGCACUGCUCUCGCACAUUCAUGUGCGAGUAUGCAAGUACGCAUCCGUAUUUCCUAGAAAAUGUAGCCUAUCACCGAAUAGUAGAAACGAUGUCAAAAAGUUGUUGAGGGUGGAUAUCAGCCGCUCAGAAUAGACCUCGCUUGCCUUUAUAAGCGUCCCCAGCCACCGCUUAUUUCAACCCUUUGUCUCCUAUAGCAUUUCCCGAUGAAUCAUCAACAUUGCCUUAUUGUUCCUAUCCGCGUUGAUAAUGGCAGGAGUGGUUUGUAGCAGGGGUAUGUGCCAGAUUCUACACGAAAAAUUAAGGCCGUUCAAAAGGCUUGUAUAUUGGGUGAUAGAUGACUUGUUGUGAUCCACCUCGUUACAAGGCUAAAACGAGAGUUGCACAGUGAGAGCGACAAUCUUCCUGCUGAGAUUUUGUACGGGACACCGUGCGCCAAGAUCGGACUGCGCUCGAUGUAGACCCGGAUUUGUAUUUGUUGGCAGUGUGUCAUUCAAUGAUAACGUGUUUUUUAGCGGUCACGGUUGCCUAUUUAAGCAUGCGUUAUGUAACUAAUUAGGUAUAGUCUUUUAUUGAUAUAUAAUUUUAUCAUGAAAAAUUUAUCACACAAAUUUGGAAGUUCUUAUUAAGAAGUUAUUUAUAUUGUUUUUCGUCUAAGUGAUGACAAACUAUAGAGGACAUACUUUUGGCUGAACGGAAAGUAGGCCCUACGGAAGUUUUACACUAACGGCUUUGACACUUGUGCGCGAUGAUCAAAGUAGCUUUUACGUUAAGCACACAACAAGUUAGUUGUAUAUGUAAUAUUAGUAGUAACGAUGUCAGCUCUAAUGGACAACGACAUUUAUCCAAAUAGGUGUGGUGCGAAAUCCAGCCGAAAACACUUUGUGUUAGCUUCAGACAUUGAGCCUAAGGUAAUUAGCUUUCUAUUAUACAACAGGUCGUUGCUUCUUGUACAGAUCUUUGCAUAGAAUGGAGAUAAAUAAAUGAGAGAUUUGUAUUUAUUGACUCUUAUUCAUCGCCGGGUGGCCCCUUUCGACCAACGACGAAGAAAAGAUUGUGCUACAGUAUAGUACCGAAUGUAUACAUAACAAAACACGGAUUGUGUCAAAAAAAUGUAACAACAGUAAUGAACACUUUAUAUAGCUGCGGUCGAAAUAUAUAGAUAUGAUUGCGUUUAUAAUUUGGUGAUGCUGAAGACACGAAUUAUGACAAGAAAUCGAGUUGCUGAUUUAGGGGAUGCUGGCAUCCCUUAGGUUAAAUGAAGUAAAGACUUGAAAAACAAAAUGAAAA
Messenger RNA from Varroa destructor (honeybee mite), 7797 nucleotides. RefSeq names its product angiomotin-like protein 1. Gene Ontology annotation, biological process: actin cytoskeleton organization; regulation of cell migration. Gene Ontology annotation, cellular component: bicellular tight junction; plasma membrane; cytoplasmic vesicle. The record is from RefSeq and is a predicted model, not a curated record. NCBI's taxonomy places the organism in Eukaryota, Metazoa, Arthropoda, Arachnida, Mesostigmata, Varroidae.